UACGAUGAUGAUGAUGAUGAUGAUGGCGGUGUAUCUUUAUCAGCAAUUAAAAAACGUUACAAGAAAGGAGGUGCUGGUUAUAAUAUCUAUAUAGAUAGUGACGAUGAUAGUGACCUGGAUAAGAAAAAAACAUCUAGUGAACGAAAACGAACUGCGAAGGUUGUCGAAAGUGAUGAUGAAGAUAACGAUAAAUAGCCCGUCUGGUGAUAACCCUGUACAAUGUUCACAAUUCAACUGAAUAUUAGUGUGUAAUUAAAUUUUUUAUGUAAUAAGUUGAAAACAAAAACAUUAAAUACAAUUUUUAUUAUGAUCACAUAUUUUCCUCAUUUUUUAUUCGUUGAAUCGAGGUAUUACUUUUUUUAGUUAUCUCAACAAUUUACAUUGGCCUCAGCAAUAAAUAUUGUUUUAACCAAAAAAAAGUCCCAAAUGAGACAUUUUACAUAGAGAAUCGCAAAAUAUACUUGACGCCCUAAUAUUUCAAAGUAAAUGGAUUGAGAGUCACCUAGGUUACAUUCAUAUGACAAUCCUAAUAGGACCAUAACUCGAAAUCACGGGUAAGCUUAUUGAAAACUGGUUUUGAGAAACUUACUUUUUUACUAACAACAUUACAGGGUGUAAAUAAAGUUCGUGUAGAUAGGAGGCUUAAGAGAGAAACCAGUUUUUCAAUCGAGAAAUCACAGCAAUUUAAAAUUCGUUUCUACGCAGGGAAAAAUAUUUUUUCCUACAGGAACUUUAGGUACACCCUGUACUUGAUAGACAGAGAAACCUUAGUUUUUGCGCAUAAAGGUGGCCUACAUUCAUUGGAGUAAUGCUCAAAAUCAUAGCUACGGUUGUUAAAAACUGGUUUUGAGAACCACGGUCUUAGUUUGACCCUUUUUACAUGCAAAAAGUGUCUACUUUUGCCCAAAAUCUUUAGUACUUGAAUAAAAAUUUUAUCAUCCAUCUUCUAGAUUAACUUAUUUAUAAUUUAUACUAAUUUGUAAAAUUAAUUUUUUUGGUGAAUAAUGCAUGAAACUAAUCAUGACUCUGAUAAAAUUACAAUAAAAAUGAGGCAUUCGGAUGAGGAUUAUCAUGAGAUUACGAUUGAUUGGUCAAAUGAAAGUUUCGAUUACAGGAAACAAUUGUUUCAUCAGUUAUCAGCAUACACAGGAAUACCAGUUGAACAUAAUCUGUAUGUCAACGUGAACAGAGAUCUUCAUCAGUCUGACGGUCUGCUAAAUACCGAAUGGAAGGAUGGAAGUUUUAAUGUGGGCUAUGCUUGGCAAUACGAUACAAAGGAACACGCAAUGAAUGCUUUCCGUGAUGGCGAUUGUUUUCUAUUUACAACGCAACUUUUUGCAGAUGAUAAUGGAAUGUAUUGUGAAUAUGACUUGCAGCAUCAGAGUCUGAUUAAUGAAACUGGAUGCGACCGAAAUUAUUGCUAUUACUUGGGUCGUCGAUCUUUCACAGAAAGAGUAUCAGAGUUGCUGAAAUCAGAUGAAUUGCGAAAAAUUUGUGAUGAAAAUGGCUUAAAAUUGUACGUACAACCAGCGGAAUUUUUAAGAAUGAACCUCAAUUUGAAUAUUGCACAUCUUACACACCCAGUGUGCACUGCGGGGAUCUCAGCUUUGCCUGGUCUAUAUCGGUUUAAUGCUAACCAUAUGUACUUACGUUACCGUGGCUAACUUAAAUCUCUGUCAAUUGUCGAUAAAAAAGUUUUACUUUCAAUUUAUUCAAAUGUUUUCAUCUAAUAAAAAUGAUGAAGACUCUGAUUGAGGUGAUAUUGGAACAGCAGAUUUAGAUCCGGAAUUUAGAUUGAAAUAAAGGCAAUAGAAAAGAAAGAAAUAUAAAACAGCAUUAAAAUGUCAAUAUUUGCAUUUUGAAUGGAAAAGUAAAAUUCAGAAGCCAAUAAGAAAUACAUAAUGACAAUAAUAAAAACUAAUAGUUGCAAUAAUACCAACUAAUGGUUGAGAUAAUGAUUGUUGAUUGAAUGAGAAUGAGUCAAAUAGUGGUUGAUAAUUUAUUGGACUCAUCAUUGACAGAAGCUACUCAAAUCUCAUUACCAACAUUGUUACAAUCAACAUUCAAAAGCUCUCCUUAUUGACCUGCUAAACAGUUUAGACCCAUUUAAACACUCAUCGGAAGUACAGUGAAACCUCGGUUAUUUUAUACCUCAGUUAUUUUAUAUUUUACAUAGCGUGAAUCUAGCAGCUAGGGAGCACAAAGUGUCUCCCCCUUCGGUCAUUUACAAAGGUUUAUACAGUCAACCCUCGAGUUUUUUGUUUUUUUGGAGUGCUGACAUCUAUGUGAACUACAGGGGAAAAAAUAAAUUUUACAGUUUAAACAAUUAAUCCACUCGAAUGAUUCCCCUUUAGCCUCUCUAGUAGAGAGUCUCUACUUCUCCCUUCAGGAGGGAGUCAUUAGAGUGGACUUAUUGUUUAAACCGUAAAAUUUCAUUAUCCCCCCUGUAGUUCAAAUAGAUGUCAGCACUCCAAAAAACAAAAAACUCGAGGGUUGACUGUACUAAUUUUUUGUUACGCCAUCUCUUGUUUUCUUAUAAUACCCAGCAUAACAAAAAUAUAAAAUAACCGAGGUUUCACUGCUGUUAACUUUAUUGUUCGCAUUUCACUUUGAUUGUUGAUUGUUUACUUAUUAAACUGACGUCCAUUAGAAAUGGAUAAAGGGAUGGAUCAACAAGUUGAACAUAAAAAAGUAGAAGCAGCAACAUGCCAAAAAAUAAUACAAAUCACAAUAAUAUCUAAUUGUGUAAAGAGAUCAUCUCAUUGGAAAUGUAAUUUGUGUACAUUCGUUUUUACAAACAAAAAGUCAAUUUGAUAAAACAAUA
Molecule: messenger RNA, 2824 nt
Organism: Tetranychus urticae (two-spotted spider mite)
Lineage: Eukaryota; Metazoa; Arthropoda; Arachnida; Trombidiformes; Tetranychidae
Source: RefSeq, a predicted model, not a curated record